Molecule: messenger RNA, 306 nt
Organism: Lipotes vexillifer (Yangtze River dolphin)
Lineage: Eukaryota; Metazoa; Chordata; Mammalia; Artiodactyla; Lipotidae
Product: eotaxin
Exons: 3
Coding region: 7-306 (99 amino acids)
Biological process (GO): positive regulation of GTPase activity; antimicrobial humoral immune response mediated by antimicrobial peptide; inflammatory response
Cellular component (GO): extracellular region
Molecular function (GO): chemokine activity; CCR chemokine receptor binding
Source: RefSeq, a predicted model, not a curated record
CUCAACAUGAAGGUCUCUGCAGCACUUCUGUGUCUGCUGCUCACAGCAGCCGUAUUCAGCACCCAGGUGCUGGCUCAGCCAGAUUCAGCUUCUAUCCCAACUGUCUGCUGCUUUAAUGUGGCCAGAAGGAAGAUCUCCAUUCAGCGACUGCAGUGCUACAGAAGAAUCACCAACAGCAAAUGUCCCCAGAAAGCUGUGAUCUUCAGCACCAAGCAGGACAAGAAGAUCUGUGUUGAUCCCCAGGAGAAAUGGGUCCAGGAUGCCAUGAAGUACCUGGACCAAAAAUUCCAAACUUUAAAGCCAUAA